AUGGAGACGGUUUACUGUGGAUAUACUUUGAGGCUGGAUACAAGACAUUCCGAUUUCUCUGGCCUGCCGACCGCUGUAUUCAACUUCUCGGUCAAGUGGCACCAUUUGCUAGUGUUCGUGGAUCAACUGGGGGAGCCAAUAAAUGUUCAAGACACUACGUUGUCUGAGUCGAGUCAGUCGCUUGAGAUGCCACUCGGUAUCCUACCAUGGCAAUCCCUCUGCGAAACGCACGUGGAGAGAGUUCUCUAUGCUUUGGGUGUUCAUAGCAGCUUUUGGGAUGAUAUCGUAAGAAUGAUUAUGUGCACGGCAUUUCGAGGAUCGGGUCAUGGCCAUCGACAGUUUAACAUGAACAUAAAUUUGGAUUUGGCCACGAAGGAGGAAGUCGAAAUGGAAGACAUCACUGGAGGAUACGAGUCGGAUACCGACCAAGUGGCGCGGGGCGUCUCCAGAAGCACCAUCGAAAACCUCGAGCGGAAGAGCUGCUCUGUCCUGGACAGUGACGGAUGCUGCUGCAUUUGUUUAGAGGAACUGAAUGGGGCGGAUAAAGUGAUGGAGAUACCAUGUUCGCACCACUUUCACAGCAAAUGCAUCGUCGAGUGGCUCGAGGGGAAUGACUCGUGUCCGCUGUGUCGUGGCAAAGUAGAAAUAGAAGAUCCCGAGUAG
This is a messenger RNA of Syzygium oleosum, 663 nucleotides long. Its product is annotated as E3 ubiquitin-protein ligase At3g02290-like. NCBI's taxonomy places the organism in Eukaryota, Viridiplantae, Streptophyta, Magnoliopsida, Myrtales, Myrtaceae. The transcript has a single exon. The coding region runs from base 1 to 663 and encodes 220 amino acids. The record is from RefSeq and is a predicted model, not a curated record.